AUGAAUUGUGUGAGAGCUGCUGUCUCUGUCCCCAAACAGGAGAGAGACAGUGGGACCCUGCUGCAGAACCACCGCAGAGGUGUGCAGUCCAAUGGAUGGUCUGUUCAUGUCCCAUCUGAUGCUACGGGUGAACUUGGGAAGAUGGUAAUUCUGCCCUGUACUUUCACACACCCCUACAAAACAUUUGACCGGAGUCUCACUGCCAUUUGGAGGAUCAAGGAACCUUACAAUGGCACAAUAGUCUUCAAGUGUGUGAGUCAGAGCGCCAGUGAGCUCUGUAAGACUGCCAUCAGCUACAAGAACAAAUACAAACUGCUUGGCAACCCCUGGCACAAGGACCUUUCCAUCAGGAUUGACAAUCUGACCUGGACCGACAGUGACAGAUACUUCUGUCGGGUGGAGCUGGAUGGAGAUAUCCAUGACAAGUAUGAAACUGCCCCCAGGAUCAUUAACAUCACUGUCAACUCCAAUGGGGAUCACACCUUCCAGGCCCGCUGCACAGCCGAAGGGGAGCCAGUGCCCACUGUCACCUGGACCGGACCCUCCCACAGCAACCUCACCUCCACCACCAGCACGAAUCAUCGUGUCACCAAGGAGCUCCAAUACCUGACCCAUGAUGGAAAAUACACCUGUACUGCUAUCAACAGCCAUGGGAGAGCAGAGGGGGCAGUGUAUUUCUAUAAAUUCAAAGCAUCCGACAGCUCAUUCUUCCUGAUCCUGAUUUUUGUGUUGCUGGGGAUGAAGGUGCUCAUUUUGCUGGUGAUACUGAGUUUCACCGUUUUCUCUAGAGGAG
This is a messenger RNA of Acanthisitta chloris (rifleman), 793 nucleotides long. RefSeq names its product sialic acid binding Ig-like lectin 15 (gene SIGLEC15). Gene Ontology annotation, cellular component: plasma membrane. The transcript has 3 exons. The record is from RefSeq and is a predicted model, not a curated record. The annotation marks the transcript as partial. Gene Ontology annotation, biological process: regulation of bone resorption; regulation of actin cytoskeleton organization; regulation of osteoclast development. NCBI's taxonomy places the organism in Eukaryota, Metazoa, Chordata, Aves, Passeriformes, Acanthisittidae.